Molecule: messenger RNA, 558 nt
Organism: Capra hircus (goat)
Lineage: Eukaryota; Metazoa; Chordata; Mammalia; Artiodactyla; Bovidae
Gene: SNRPD2
Product: small nuclear ribonucleoprotein D2 polypeptide
Exons: 3
Coding region: 110-466 (118 amino acids)
Biological process (GO): RNA splicing; spliceosomal snRNP assembly
Cellular component (GO): U2 snRNP; catalytic step 2 spliceosome; U5 snRNP
Molecular function (GO): RNA binding
Source: RefSeq, a predicted model, not a curated record
GCGCGGAAGUGGGCCGUAGGAAGAGGAAGUCCCGCCUCUGGCUCUCUGUUCGGGAGGCACACCACGGAGGAGACGGUAGUGGCUUGAAAACGCGGUCACCAUCAUCAUCAUGAGUCUCCUCAACAAGCCCAAGAGUGAGAUGACCCCAGAGGAGCUGCAGAAGCGGGAGGAGGAGGAGUUUAACACGGGGCCGCUCUCCGUGCUCACGCAGUCAGUCAAAAACAACACUCAAGUGCUCAUCAACUGCCGUAACAACAAGAAGCUCCUGGGCCGCGUGAAGGCCUUCGACAGGCACUGCAACAUGGUGCUGGAGAAUGUGAAGGAAAUGUGGACGGAGGUCCCCAAGAGCGGCAAGGGCAAGAAGAAGUCCAAGCCAGUCAACAAGGACCGCUACAUCUCCAAGAUGUUCCUGCGCGGGGACUCUGUCAUCGUGGUCCUGAGGAACCCGCUCAUUGCUGGCAAGUAGGGCCUCCUCCCUGCUGUCAGCACUUUCCCCCUGGUUUUGCGAAGACCUGCCCUCUGUACUUGAAAUAAUAAAACUGUGCGUUUUUUCUAGCA